AUGGAACUCUUCCCCCCCUUUUGGUUGGUUGACCCGGCGUUUACAACUGACCCGACUGCCUCAACACCCUUCGAACACCAGAUUGAAAUAAAUGCGCUCCGCUUCUUUCUCAAAUACCAUCUGGCUUAUAGACACAUUUUCGUAUGUGAGCACCUUUUCCCGAGUCUUUUGGCCAUGCAACUGAGCUGGUUUCGAGGUCUGGUUGCAAAAGUUAGUUGCCUGGCUGUUUGGUUGGGUGGUUGGCUCGCUGCUGCCCGGUCGGCAACCUUCUGUCCCCCUUACGAUGAUGGGAGCAAGCCAGUCGAUCCCACCGGGGCAACUGUCGUCCAGCCGCCCCAAUUCUCCUUAUCCCAUCACAAGACUUCUCGCAGCCCUUCCUCCCUCAACUUCGCCAUCCAGACAGCGACUGACGAAUUUAAGAUCGAGUCCACCACCGUCGAGUCAACACUCCUCGAUAUUUCAGAAACCCCGAAUCAUUCAUUGAUUGAUGUUGCCCCUUGGGUCACUGCAGUGGGUCGCCACCCAUUUCUGCUCAAGGAACGAGUGCCCGCCAAACGACCUGACGUACAGAAACGAGAGGAGAUUGACUCGACUGAACGCAAGCAUGGGUUAGCGCGGCGACACGUUUCUUUUGCUGAAAAGGAUAGCUUUCCCUUUUUGCCAAGGGUGUUGGCGCAUGCCCGUCGGGCGGUUGUCUGCCGUCUCCUGGCCAGCACCGAUUGCCCUCCGUUUGUCCAAAUGCCCGAGCCUUUUCGGUCUAACGUCGCCCUCUCUGCCAGUCUGCCUGAUGUUGGUAGGUUGAGGCACCUGAUUGAGGACUGGCUGCACUCCCUACCCCCGAAUCUGCAUCUGGGGGGCAGGCACAGGGCUAUUUAUGCGUAUAAUAAGUCGACGGAAACGUUUGCAUUAAUGUCUGCUAGCUCUCAAUUGGAAACGGAAUUGUGCAUAUACAAGAAUCUUCUUCUCUUUUUGUCAGACCCAGUCGCGUCGGCCCAUUUGAUUACCAUCCUUCUUCGUCUGGAUAUUCUCGAAGGGUGUCUUUGUAACAAGGGAAAGCUGCCUUUCCAAAACUGGGACAAAGACAGAGAUGCCUCAGCUGCUUGCUGGCGGGCCCAGCUGCUUUCUCAUCUCGUUGCCACAAUCAGACUUGCAGAUGCCAGCAACCAGUAUGACGAGAUGAAGCCUUCGGGAGCCAAGAUCGGACUGGUGUCAGGGGGUGAUUUUAGUGGCGUUGCAAUCGGCUCUUGA
Molecule: messenger RNA, 1248 nt
Organism: Protopolystoma xenopodis
Lineage: Eukaryota; Metazoa; Platyhelminthes; Monogenea; Polystomatidea; Polystomatidae
Source: the annotation of a GenBank genome assembly